This is a messenger RNA of Megalops cyprinoides (Indo-Pacific tarpon), 735 nucleotides long. RefSeq names its product crystallin beta gamma X (gene crybgx). The transcript is spliced from 6 exons. The coding region runs from base 71 to 694 and encodes 207 amino acids. NCBI's taxonomy places the organism in Eukaryota, Metazoa, Chordata, Actinopteri, Elopiformes, Megalopidae. The record is from RefSeq and is a predicted model, not a curated record. Gene Ontology annotation, molecular function: structural constituent of eye lens. Gene Ontology annotation, biological process: visual perception; lens development in camera-type eye.
UUCUAGUAUUCCCUGCAUUGACUUUACCUGCUGUAUUUAAGGGACAUUUUCCUGGCCUCGCUGAGCUGACAUGAACAUCUUUACUAAGGUCCCAGGAUUAGCCCGAUCAACCAGCAAGCUGGGUUCUGUGCUCCAACGUGCAUUCUACGGGUCCAGUGGGAAGGUGACCCUGUUUGAGCAGCGGAACUUUGCCGGCCGAAGGCUGGACCUGAGUUCUGACUGCCAGAAACUGAGCGACAAGAACUUCCCCGACAGAUGCAACUCCGUGCAGGUGGAAAGUGGAGCAUGGGUAGGAUAUGAGCAUGAAAACUUCCGGGGACGUCAGUACCUGUGGGACAUGUCUGACCGGGGAGAGUACAACUGCUAUGACAGGUGGUGUGCACAGGUCGACCGCAUCUCCUCCGUCCGAUCCAUCAAACAGGACACAACCCCACCCAAGGCACAGCUUUUUGAGCGGGCCGGGUUCUCAGGGAAGAAGACAGAGCUCCAUGAUGACAUCCCAAACCUGAUGAGCCGCUACAGCCUGAACCGGGCUGCCUCCAUCCGAAUCCUGGGCGGGGCCUGGGUGGUGUACCAGGAACCCAACUACAGAGGUCCUCACUAUGUGCUGGAGAAACGAGACUACAACAACUACUCUGACUGGGGGGCCCAGGGCAGCACCGUGGGCUCCAUUCGCCGAAUUCGAUUCAGCUGAGCUCCGACCCCACUCCUGUGAAACCAAGAUUGCCGAACCCA